Meleagris gallopavo (turkey) is the source of this 4127-nucleotide messenger RNA. It is a transcript of the gene KANK4, whose product is annotated as KN motif and ankyrin repeat domains 4. NCBI's taxonomy places the organism in Eukaryota, Metazoa, Chordata, Aves, Galliformes, Phasianidae. Gene Ontology annotation, biological process: negative regulation of actin filament polymerization. Gene Ontology annotation, cellular component: cytoplasm; cytoskeleton. The record is from RefSeq and is a predicted model, not a curated record. Gene Ontology annotation, molecular function: protein binding.
CAUAUGGGAGCUCCCAGGCUUGAAUUCCAAGGUCAUUGGGCUGGGGUCACUGGGGUGUCUGGCAGCACUGGGCUGUCCCUAUCCUGUCCCCAUCCUCGGCCCUGCAGGGCUGCAGAAGGAUUCAUCCUUAAUGCAGAGACCUUCUGCGGCUGCUAAUGAGGAUGCUGCCUCUUAAUUGAGGCAGCUGCUGGUGUGUCCCCGCCAGGCGCCAGGCACAGAAGCUGAUGGAUGUGCUCAGCCCGCGAGGUGCAACGUGCAGGAAGCCAGCCGGGACACAGCGAGCAGCACCAGAGUGAUCUGGCUCAUCUGCCCCAGUGUGUCAGAGGAUGGGACACUGACAGCCUGAGCAGAGCACACCAUGGAGAAGACAGAUGCAGCUGGCCAGCCACCCCUGCCCAAUGGGGAUGGGGAGCAGCCCCGCAGCCUCCCCUACUCCUUGGAAACACCGUACGGCUUCCACCUGGACCUGGACUUCCUCAAGUACGUGGACGACAUAGAGAAAGGGAACACCAUCAGGAGGGUCCACAUCCACCGCAAAGCCAAGCAGCCCAAAUUCAGCACUCUGCCCCGAAACUUUAGCCUGCCCGAGAACGGCUCCCAUGGCUACGCAGCCUCUGCUGGGCCUGGCUGGCCAGCUGCCACGUACCGUGCACAGCGCAAGGCGUCCCUGGGGGCAGAGGAGAUAUCGCGGGCCCCGCUGCCCGGCGAGGAGCCCAGUUACCGCAGGAAGGCUCUCCUGGCCGAGACGCGACGGCACGCUGAGCUGCUGCACUGUGAGGAUGAGCUCAGGGGGCGGCCGCAGCUGCUGCGGGCAUCCAGCCUGCCGGCAGCACUGCCACCUGGCCGGGCCCCGGCCGGCGAUGGCUGUGUGCCAUGUCCCCUCCGGCCCAGUGACAAUGGGAGCUGCCCGGAAAGCACAUUUCGUCCCAUGCCACGUUCACCUGAUGGCAUCGCCUCGCUGCCAUCUCCCAUGUUGAGUCCUGGGGCAGAGUUGGCCUUGCAGCCAGGGAAAGGUAGCCUUGUGCGGGACGUCCCCAAGGAGAGGGCGCAGCCCCUGUGGCAGGGCCAGCACUCUGCCGUUCAGCUACAGGUGGUGGUGGAGAGCCGGGGUGAGGAGGGUGAUGCCAGCGAUGCCACCAAUGGGAGCACCCUGGUCUCAGUCUCACCAGGUACCCUCCCGCUUGCAGAUGAAAGCACAAGCCAUGGGAAAGCAGGGGGAAGCGUAAGUGAAAUUGCUGUGAAUGUGCUGAAGGAAAGUAAGGACAGGUGUGCCCGUGCCCAAGAGAAGGAGGAACGGGGAGGAGAUGCAGGAGAGUCCGGUGGGAUUGCUGCAUUGAAGCAGCACAUCGCUGCGCUGGAGGAGCAGCUGGACAGGAAGAAAGAAGAGCUGGAGCAGAUCAGAGCAGUGCUGAAGCAGCAGGAUCAUAAAAUCAAGGAAAAGGAGAAAAGCAUUCAGUUACUGGCCAGCUCCAAAGCCCAGCUGGAGGAGCAGUUGUGCCAGGAGAACACGCGAGAGGACGCGGUGUCUUCCAUGCGGCGUGGCAGCAUGCUGCAGUACAACGAUGCAGCAGUGAACACUGAACUCUCGUAUGUGAAUGGCUCCAAGCAAGUCCACGAUAAGGGCAUCAAUGUAAAUAUCCCACUUUCCACUAAAUCCAUAGGAUGUGGCAUCCGCAGAGCAGACAGUGGAAACUUGCUGGCAGCGGAGCUGAGUGCUCAGGGAUGGGCUGAUGUUGGCACCCGUGGUGGUGGAGAUGGACACUUUGCCAAGCUCUCAGAGACUGAAGCUGGCCUGGAGCCUGGCCUUCAUGCCCCGGGCUUCACCGAGCUGAAGAUCAACGAGCAGCUCAGUGACGACAACCAAAACCAAAGGAAUAGCUGUGACACCCAGAGUCUCGCUGCUCAUGCGGUGGCUGCGGAAAGUUAUCGAACAAAAAGAACUGGCUCAAGUGCAGGCAAAAACGAGGCAGGCUUUGGUGAAGACAAAACUGAAGAUGGGAUGGGAGAGGAAGGUCUCCCUGACCCCAAAGAUUUCCCUGCUGUUGACCCCAUAGGCCAAUACGUAAAGAAAAUCCAAGAGCUGCUGCAGGAGCAGUGGAUGUGUUUGGAGCACGGCUACCCUGAGCUGGCGAGUGCUAUCAAACAGCCGGCCUCUAAGCUCAGCUCCAUCCAGAACCAAUUAGUUAAUUCCUUAAAUUCAUUGCUGUCUGCCUACUCUUCGCAGAGGCCGGCAGAUAAGGAGAAUUCAAACACGCACUAUCAGCAGUUGGAAACCUCACCAACCACAAGUCUUAAAUCUAUCAUGAAAAAGAAAGGUUAUGGCUCCCAUGCAGGAGGCAAUGGGACCAAAAAGAAUCUUCAGUUUGUUGGGGUAAAUGGUGGCUAUGAAUCAACUUCAAGUGAAGACACAAGUUGUGAAGACAGCCCGUCAGAUGGGGACGCAGAGAGUGACACAGAGAGAGGAGCUGGUGGUCUGGAGCCCACAAAAGAGCAAGGUGGAGGUGGAAGCGAGGGAGCUUCAUUUGGGACCUCUUUGCAGGAGACACAAAAAGACGAUGACCUGCAGGAACCUGGGGCAGAAGCAGCACCUUGCACUCAGCGCAAGGCUGACAGAUGCAAACCCUCUGAAGAUUUCCUCGCUGCCUGCCAGCUGCUCAGCCAGCACCUCUCUGAAAUAAGGACCACGAGUGACCAGCAUCUGCGGCACGUCCUCAGCACCGUCUGCCAGGAAUGGUUCCGGGUGUCGAGUCGCAAGUCCUCCAGCCCUGAGGUGGUCACGGCCUAUCUGCAGGCACUGGGCACCAUCCAGCCGCAGCUGCUGGAGGCAGUGGUCAACAUGGCCGACAGGAAUGGCAACACGGCUCUUCACUACAGCGUUUCCCACUCCAAUUUCACAAUUGCAAAACUCCUGCUGGAUACAGGGGUCUGCCGCCUAGACCUGCCAAACCAGGCGGGCUACACGGCCGUGAUGCUCACCCCGCUGGCGGCUGCUGAGACAGAUGAAGACAUGGCUGUGGUGAUGAGGCUGCUGAAGGAGGGGGACGUCAAUGUGCGAGCCGCUCAGGGAGGGCAGACGGCCCUGAUGCUGGGGGUGAGCCACGAACGGGAGGCCAUGGUGCGGGCCCUGCUGGCCUGCCAGGCCGACGUCAACCUGCAGGACGAGCAGGGCAGCACGGCGCUGAUGGUGGCCUGCCGGCAGGGCAGCACCAACAUGGUCAGGCUGCUGCUGGCCCAGCCCGGCUGCCAGCUGGCGCUGACGGACAAGGACGGAGACACAGCGCUGGCCAUUGCCCAGAGGAGCGCCCACGAGGACAUCGCUGCACUGCUGCACAGCGCCCAGCACGGCCCCAGCGACUGAACCCAGCAUGGAGAAGGCAGAGAGGGAGAAGGGCAACCACAGCUGGGGUCAUUUCCCCUCAUUAACCCACUUCUGUACCCGCAUUGCCACAAACGGCUCAAAUUCUGUUUUGCAGAGUUAAGUUUCUGCACUGCCCUCUGUUAACCCUCGCUGCACAGCCCCAGUGGGACAGCAGCCAAACGGAAGGAGCUGUUCCAGCCUUCGCCAGGGGCUGCCCUUUUAAUCUGGCACUUAUCUGUAUUGCAUUUAACUUGUAAUUUGUGUCCUAAUAUUUAUUAUUAGCUCUCCCCGAUGUAGUAGGAGGCAGCAAUUGUUCAUAUAGGAAACAACAAACACAACAAUCCGAUGCAUUACAGAAAGUAUAACAUCCUAUUUAUGUUUGCUCAUGCAGGCCUGAUGUAAGAAUUAAAAAUUAAUGCUGUAGGAAAUUAUUUGAGUACAGCAGACAUUGUUUUGCCUGGACUCAGAAUUACCAUAUGGCUCUUAUUUUUUCUAAUUAAGUUCGAGCUGAUGGGAAAACGAAGCCCACUGGUUUGCAUAGAGCCCACUCUCUGAGCAUGGGCAGGGAUUUAGCACAACAUCCUCACCCCUGCUAAGAGCAAAUCUCUUUUUUUCAGCUGAUGUGUUGGUGUCUGCUUUGUUUGCUUUCCUUCCACCAUGUCUUUAGGUGGAAGCACUCACCCCGCAAAACACCCACCUGCCUGUUUUAACCCCAUCCCCCAACACAGUUACCUCCCCCACAUACGAAUAAACCCACGUUAAACUUUGA